AGUUUUUUUUCUCAAGUAAUAUUUGCCGGUUCAUCUAUGCAACUGAUGCAGCGAGGGGCGGUGCUCUGCGCUGCCGCCGGCCAUAGCCACGUGCACGGCAGCUGCCGCUCGAGCCCUUAUAAGGUGGUCUUGAUCUCCCCAGGAGACAAGAAUCGACCCAUUGCUUGCGUUUACUCAUCGGAGACUGGCAAGUGGGGCAAUCUCAUCCCAGCAGUGGUUGAAUAUGAGGUUUAUCUUGCUUUUAAACCUGGGGUCCUUGUUGGUAAUGUCCUUUACUGGUUGUCUGAGGAUUUGAGCGACAUGGAUUUGCUUUUUUUGGAAAAGUUCACAGACGACAUAGUUGAGUUUGAUUUGGAUAGGCAGAGCCUAGCUGUGAUCAAGGGGCCUCCUUGUCUGAAUGAUUCCUGCAGGCAUCAGAUUAUCCAGGCAGAGGAUGGCGAUGUUGGUCUCGCCAUGUUGUCUUACCCUAAAUUUGAAUUGUGGCAGAGGAAGGUCAAUUGUCAUGGUGAUACUACAUGGUUGUUGUGGAAGACUGUUCAAAUGGACACCAUUCUCGGGAUCCCUCCCCUGAUUGAAGGAGCAAUGAGAAAGAGAGAUAUACUGGGGUACGAUGAGGAUAAUGGUGCAGUUUUUUUAUACGUUGACGGCAAUGUUUAUGUGGUUCAACUUAAGUCAAUGCAAUCCAGGAAAAUUCAUGAAACCAAUUAUACCACUGAAUAUCAUCCUUUCACGAGUUUCUACGCACCAGGCAUAGCCAUUGCUGAUGGAUGUGAUGGAGCUGAAAUGUUAGAUGAUCGUCUGGUUUGAUGUGCUAAUGCGCUGAAAUAGUUCAACAGGUGAAGGAAAGGGUGCUGCAGAAUCGUCAUUGAGCUUGUCGCCGCACAUCAAUGUUGUCUGCAGUGUUUGUAUGUUAUCUGAGAAACUUUGGUGUCAGGAAACCUCACUGAGAAAACAGGUGCUUAUCUAUGUUAAGAAAGCGCCAAUGGAGAAAAACAACUAGUAGCUCGCAGAUAUCAAAGUUUAAUUUGUCUUGAAGCAUAAACAAACUCGUAAUGUCUGAACAGUGCCAUGUUUCGUCAGUUGGGCUGCAGAGACAAAACUUAUAAUUUGCCGUAUUUUGCUGUUCCUCAGGCAGCUACAAUCUAUGGUUUCAUUUGGGUCUUGUAAA
Brachypodium distachyon (stiff brome) is the source of this 1168-nucleotide messenger RNA. RefSeq lists its product as uncharacterized. NCBI's taxonomy places the organism in Eukaryota, Viridiplantae, Streptophyta, Magnoliopsida, Poales, Poaceae. The coding region runs from base 37 to 807 and encodes 256 amino acids. The transcript has 3 exons. The record is from RefSeq and is a predicted model, not a curated record.